This is a messenger RNA of Dioscorea cayenensis subsp. rotundata (Guinea yam), 3093 nucleotides long. RefSeq lists its product as uncharacterized. Bases 2446 to 3093 code for a protein of 215 amino acids. The transcript is spliced from 3 exons. The record is from RefSeq and is a predicted model, not a curated record. Lineage: Eukaryota; Viridiplantae; Streptophyta; Magnoliopsida; Dioscoreales; Dioscoreaceae.
AAUGUUUAUUUAUAUUGCCUUUAAAGUAAGUGCUCCUAAGUGCAUUCAAGUUCUAUAAUUACAAAGGCUCUUUUAAUUACUACAACAAAAGGUUUUUUUUUUUUGUGUUAAUUAUAUAUUACAGUGUUUGUGUAUAGCACAUAAUAAUGGGAUAUGCUUAUAUAAUCCUUUGUGUAUGUGGUUAAUGGGAAAAGUAAUGUAGAUUAACUUUGAUUAAGUUACUAUAAUGGGAAAAGUAACCGGAUUAAUGUAAACUAAAAUGUAGAAAUAUAUACAUGUAUGAAACCAAUAUUCUUCAUUAUUUGAUUUUCUGAUUACUUGCCAAGUAUAAUUGUGGUUGUCAUCUACUUUUAGUGUUUUUGAUUUUGAAACCUCAUGUUUUUCAUUUAUUUUUUCUCCUUGUCUUUUAAUUUAUACAUUCCUUGUCAUGAUGCCAAUUGCAUUAAGACUGGCAACAUCUACAUUAUCUUGCCAAUGACAAAAUUAAAGCUUUUGUUUUUAGAUUGUCCUAAUGCAUUAUGUUCUUCCAAGUGUUUCUAGAUACUUUUGCUCAUAUUAAAGAAUAGGUAGGCUAUUCUUUUUUGCUUCCUAAAGCAAUAGCAUUAUUAUGCUUUGAAGGCCUAUUAGCUUAUUAUCACAUCCAAAUAACAAACACUAUGACCAUUUCAUCAUUCACAAAAAAACUAAAAAUAUUCAGUUAAUAAUAGCAUUAUUAUGCUUUGAAGGCUUCUUUUGCUCCUUCCAUAUAUAUUAUCCUAUACCAUUCUCUAAUGCCUAUGUUACUGAACAUAGGCACAUGAUUUGUAGCUCAUAAAAUAAGGCUUAGCUAGUUUGCCCAACAUAUUUGUAUUUUAUUUUGAAUCUAAAAGACAACAUUUGGUAGAAGUUUCUUGAAGACAUAAAGUGUUAGUGGAUUGGAUUAAGUUAGAUAUGAUACUUGGAAUUAACAAUACUUGAGUCAUAUGGAUUGGCACUAGUUAUCUCAGUUAUCAACAUUUAGUAAUUUCUAGCGUACAUAUUUUCUUUCUGAAUAAACUUAUUAUGUAUUUUCUUCUUGAAUGCUAGUGAUGCUAUAUGAAUCUUCUGUUUGCAUACUAGUGUUGUGGUACCAAUUUUACUAGCAACAUGGUUUUUUUUUUAAUUAAUCUAAAGGUGGUUUGUAUACCUAGCAUCAUUUUUUUAAUAUCCUAUUUUGAUAAUAGUGUCAUGGGGUCUAGUGUGGAUCUUGUCCUGCACUAUGGAGGUAAGUGGAGGAGUGAAGAUGAGAUGGUGUAUGAGGGUGGCAAAGUUGUCAAGGUUGUAUCAGUAGAUGUUGACUACUUAUCUUAUUUCAGCUUGUGGGAUUAUUUUACCAACAUAGGAUGUGAAAAAGGGGGAAGAAUGUGGUUUAAAGUCCAUGGACUUUCUGAAAAUGAUGGAAUAGAGGAGAUUUUGAAUGAUGCUGACAUAAGUAAUAUGGUGUAUUACAAUAGUGGCUAUAACAUUAUUGAUGUGUUUAUGGUAGAACAUGACUCUCCAAUGGCAGUUUUACCUUUGUGAAAUGGCUGGAAUUCAGGGACAACAUAGCAUGGGAAAUGCUAUGGAAGACACUAACAUUAGCAGGGAUAAGGCAGAAGCGGCUGGCAUAAAGAGUCCAAAAUAUUUUGAACAUGAUCUCAAUGAUAGUUGUUCUUCAAAUAAGUCAUAUCAACCAUCCGAAGAGUCAGUGGAUGUAGAAAUAUGUGAUGACUCGGACUUAAGUAACGCAAGUUGGUUAUAUGAAGACUUUGAGGGAGAUGAAGAUGACAUCUUCAACAAUGGGACAGGUGGUGAUGAUUACAAUGAUCAUGGAAGAAAUUCAUUCCCAAAUAAUGAUACAGGACCAGUGACAGUAAUAAUGACUAUGGUGUUGAUAAUGUGGAAGGAACUACUGAAGCUACAAACUUGACAAAAGAUGCAAUGGCAGAGUUUAAUGAGCAUGUGCAUUCUGAAGAUGAUUUGCACAGUUUGCAAGGAUCUGAUGAUGAUACGACAUGGUGACAUAAAAAAUCCACAUUUGGAAAUAGGUAUGAGAUUUUCCAAUCAUGCUUGCUUCAGAGAUGCCUUGCGAGCAUGGGCAAUUGCAAGAGGAUGUUCAUGUAAGUUAACAAAAAACUCAACAACAAUGAUCACUGUAGUUUGUGAAAAAAUGUGGCUUUAAAAUCCAUGCUUCAAGAGACAGAGAUACUCCUACAUUCCAAAUCAAGACAUUUAUGGCAGAACAUACAUGCCCUAAAAGGAACCUAGGUUAUAUAGUAAAUAGCAAGUGAACUUGUUGUCUUCAAAUUUAUGUUCAUGCAGUUUGGUGCUCAAAAGCAGAGUUAUUUUUCAGGCAUAAGACCUCUAAUAUGCUUGGAUGGUUGUUUUUUGAAAACCUCAAUGGGUGGCCAUUUGCUAUGUGCAAUAGCUAGAGAUGGAAAUUAAAAUAUGCUACCACUUGCCAUUGCCUGUGUUGAUGCAGAAUGCAAGGAGUCAUGGACAUGGUUCCUCCAAGUUCUCUGUGAAGAUUUUGGAAGACCUCAAAACACUGGAUGUGUAUUCAUGUCUGACCAACAGAAGGGAUUAAUACAGGCAUUCAAAGACUUAAUGCCUAAUAUAGAAAUUACAGGUAUUGAAUACAAGAAAUUACUUUGGACAGUGGCCUCUGCUAGUACUCAGGUGCAUUUUGAGAGGCAUAUGACAAAGCUAAAGGAGUUUAAUGAAAAUGCUUACAAUUGGGUCAUGCAACAUGAUUCCCACACAUGGGCAAGGAUGUGGGAAUUAACAGGCAUUCCAUGCAAACAUGCAUUUUCUGCCAUUCACUGUAACAAGGAGCGGCCAGAGCUAUAUAUGCAUCAAUUCUUCACAAAGGCCACUUACUUAAAUGUGUAUAAACAUUCAAUUCAACCUGUUCCUAGCCAAGAUGCUUGGGAAAUAACAAAGCUUCUUGAUAUUCAUCCAUGGACUGUGAAGAAGCCCCCUAGUAGGCCUAGACGAAAAAGAACGAAGAAACCAAAUGAGCCAAAGAAUCCUUACAAGGUUUCUAGGGCAGGUAAGAAUGUGGGUGCGUGGCAAUUGUCAUCAAAUUGGGCAUAA